This is a messenger RNA of Radiomyces spectabilis, 846 nucleotides long. RefSeq lists its product as uncharacterized. The coding region runs from base 1 to 846 and encodes 281 amino acids. The record is from RefSeq and is a predicted model, not a curated record. Lineage: Eukaryota; Fungi; Mucoromycota; Mucoromycetes; Mucorales; Radiomycetaceae. The transcript is spliced from 6 exons.
AUGCCCAAUGAGAAAAAGUGGAGGUUAAAGACGGGCAAGGUCGUUGAGGACGAGAUCUUUCGACAUGGCCUUCAGUGCCAAUGCGAACACUUUAUCAUUGAUCCCUCCGACCCGCUGUGGGAAAGCCGGUUCACGAAGGACGAAAUUGAUGAAAUUAGCAGCCACAAGGCACACACGCUUCCACCUUGUCCGGAGCAGCUGCUCAAUUACUUGAAUAAAUUUUCGGAUCUAGAAACAUUGGACGCUUUGCGACGACAAAUACGGAAACGUCAUUACGAGUUCGAUGAAGAUUUCGAUCUUGAAUGGGCGCAAUUCUCCAUUAUUUCAGCGUUGCGGCUCUUUCAAGGAAACUAUUUUCCUCUCACAGACCAAACAGAAGCUGACAUGAUGCGACGCAUUUGGUCGUUCAUCGACACAGCAUUCGACAAUGUCAAGGUCGACAUAAGAUGUGGCGAAAAAGAAAGUGUGGCAAGCAGUCAUCGCCGAAACAGAGGCCGAUCGGCAAGCCAUCGCAAAAAGCACGGCCACAAGACGGAUUUGUUAUUUAAAUGCACUGAGGGUGAGCUUGGGUGCACGGAGGUUGGAAGAAAAGAUGAUGGAGACAAUGGCACCAAAGAGCUGCACGAAUUGGGAUUAAAAUGUCCCAAAAUGAUGAAAGACCAAUAUCUUGCUAUUGCCCGGUUUGUGAUAAUGGGUCUGAAACUUCGCGCUCUGGUCAAGGAUCGCCCAUCGGCGUUCGUGUGCCGAGUCAAAAAGACUCCAGCCUUGUUUUUCCCGGACAGUGUCGACUUAGUGGGCUCUAAACUGGAAGCGUUGUUGGCCUUAGUGGCGCAGGUAAAGAACUGA